Molecule: messenger RNA, 312 nt
Organism: Wallemia mellicola CBS 633.66
Lineage: Eukaryota; Fungi; Basidiomycota; Wallemiomycetes; Wallemiales; Wallemiaceae
Exons: 5
Coding region: 1-312 (103 amino acids)
Source: RefSeq, a predicted model, not a curated record
AUGCCAAUUCAUGAUUUAAGUCAAUUGAAUGACAUGGCUAGUAUUCCAUUGCCGAUUAUUAUUAAAGUUAAAGAUGACUUUGAUUACUAUGCGAUUGAUUCUAACCUCGACGACCUCAUCGAAGAGCAUCCUCAAAUACGAUUGGCCACAUUCAAUAUUUAUGAGAAAACUGACAUUGCUAUGAAAUUAAAUGCUAUACACGCCCCAGCUUUCCUCUUGUACCAAGCAGGUGAAAUAAAGGACAGUAUUUCAGGUAAUAUACCAGAACAAGUCCAAGCAUUCAUCGAGAAGGCGAAAGAAUCGGUUCAAUAA